CCACUCCCGGGUGGAGGCGAAGAUGGAGGCCCCCAAGCUGCUCCGGGUCUGGGUGCUGGCAGUCAUGGCCCUGGGGGGGUCCUGGGCCACCCUCCCCGACCACCACAUCUCCUCUGAGACCGGAGCCAUCUUCGUCCAUGAGCUGGAGCGGGAGCUGUUCCAGGAGGCCUUCCUCACCAGGCAUGAGGAUGAUGGCGUAGCCCCCCCCAUCACCUUCCAAGCCCACCUCCAGGACCACCCCGACCUGCCGUGGUGGCUGCGGUACAUCCAACGUGACCCCCACCAGCCGGGCUACCUCUACGGCUGCCCCACGGCCACCGAGGUGGGCACCCACGCCAUCGAGGUGCUGGCGUACAACCGACACACCUACGAGACAGUGGCACAGCUCCUUGUCAUCACUGUCAUCCCCGCUCCAGGUGGAGACCCACCAUACCAGGGUGAGUUCCUGGUGGGGAACAGGAACGUGGAGGAGCUGCUGCCGGUGGCUGCGCAGGACAUGUUCCUCCAGGCCACAGCUGGUGUCUGGGAGCAGGACGAUCUCCACAUCAUCAAUGUCACCUCCGCCCUGGACCGGGGUGGCCGCGUCCCACUGCCCAUAGAGGGGCGCAAGGAGGGGGUGUACGUGAAGGUGGGCUCCCGGGGUGGCUUCUCGCCCUGCCUGGCAUCGGCCACCUCGCCCCAGAGCCGCUUGCUCUGCAGCCUAGGCCAGCAGCCCCUCGCCUCCUGCUACGACACCUUCGCCCCCCACUUUGCCAUCCGCUGGUGCAACCUCACCUUGCUGCAGGUCUGGCCAAGCCCUACAUUGCCAGGGCCGGUGUGGGGUUCUGGGGUGCUGGAGGAGGAGGGGGAUUUCCAGCCCCCCACUGAGGCCCCCCCCCAGGACCUGCUGCCCGGGUUCCUGGUGACGCUGCUGGUGCCGCUGUUGGUGGCCGCGCUGCUCUGCCUGCUCCUGGGCCACCUCAUGUGCUGCCGCAGGGAAGGAGUGCAAAAACGGGACUUGGCGACGUCUGACAUCCAGCUGGUCCACCACACCACCAUCCAUGGUGACACGGAGGAGCUGAGGCACAUGGCCACAAGCCGGGAUGUCCCACGGCCCCUUUCCACCCUUCCCAUGUUCAACGUCCGCACGGGACAACGCAUCAACCCCAUGCCCUCCUCCUCGGAUGGUGCCCGCGUCCCCCUCCUCCCCCAGUGAGACGGGGUGGUGGGUGACGCUGGGAUGGCACCUGGCGGGGACACACACACACACAGAGUCCCAGAGGUGGACAAAGGGGUGUCAUGAUGAUUUUGGGGACAAUCUGAGGGAAAAAAAGGCCGGCAGGGGGCAGAUCCCAGCCGGACGGGUGGUUGCCCGUCCGGCUGGGCUCUGCCUGCUGCCGGGCUAUUGUCUGGAGCAUUUUGGGGGGGUCACCAAUAUUUGGGGGGGGUCAUCAACAUUCACAUGCAUCAGUGGGUCAAUACAGAUGGUUUUGGGCUAAUAAAG
Messenger RNA from Calidris pugnax (ruff), 1483 nucleotides. RefSeq names its product sarcoglycan alpha (gene SGCA). The record is from RefSeq and is a predicted model, not a curated record. Lineage: Eukaryota; Metazoa; Chordata; Aves; Charadriiformes; Scolopacidae. The transcript has 9 exons. Gene Ontology annotation, cellular component: membrane; sarcoglycan complex. Gene Ontology annotation, molecular function: calcium ion binding. Bases 23 to 1195 code for a protein of 390 amino acids.